This is a messenger RNA of Scheffersomyces stipitis CBS 6054, 741 nucleotides long. Its product is annotated as triglyceride lipase. The annotation marks the transcript as partial. The transcript has a single exon. NCBI's taxonomy places the organism in Eukaryota, Fungi, Ascomycota, Pichiomycetes, Serinales, Debaryomycetaceae. The record is from RefSeq and is a predicted model, not a curated record.
UAUCAGGCUCCAAAAUACCCAAUUGUACUUUGCCACGGAUUUUCUGGUUUUGACAAAUUAACCUUUUUGCCGAGAAUCUCCGCCUCUGAAAAGGCGGUAGAAGUAGCUAAAAACAACCUAGAGAAGCUUCUUAAUGAAGGUGUUCAGCUAGACUAUUGGCACGGAAUCAAAGAAGCUUUAGGGAAUAUUGGAAGCAAAGUUCUAAUAGCUAAAGUUCCGCCAUUUGGAAGGAUCGAACAUCGUGCUAGAACACUUGAACAGUAUAUAAUACAGCAAUGCGAUAUUCUUCGAAAGCAAGAACUGAAAUCUACCAUCUAUCGACAUCUAGAUCUUCAAGAUGGGCAUUCGAGUGAUAGAUUUCACACAUUCAAUGAGAUCAAUGAACCGAUCAAAGUGAACAUGAUAAGUCACUCAAUGGGAGGUCUAGAUAGUCGAUACUUGAUAUCCAAGCUUCAAAAAGAGGAUUCCCCAAAACCUUAUAAAGUAGUCAGUUUAACCACCAUUGCUACACCUCACCAUGGAUCAGAGUGUGCAGACUUCGUGGAGAAUUUAGUGGGGAAUAGUAAGAUAUUGAGGUCAAUGUGUCCAGAAGCUAUUUUCGAAUUGACCACUUCAUAUGCUAAAAAGUUCAACGACGAAGUAGUUGACGAUCCAAGUGUCAAAUACUUUUCCUAUGGGGCUAAGUUUGAUCCCAGAUGGUUCAGUUUAUUCAAUCUCACGUGGCACAUGCUUCGAUAUGAA